AUGAUCAAUGUAUGCAAUACUUGUCUGACUGGUGCGAUAAACACAGUCCGAAUCAACAACGAUUUAGGGGCCCGCGUCAAUCUCACCAUCCACCCUCAGUCGGGAGACGACGACCUUGGUUGGCAUACUCUCCGAUACAAACAGGAUUUUCACUUCAGUUUCCAUGAAAAAUUUGGAAGAACACUAUUUUUCUGCAGAUUCGUGUGGAGCAACCAGUGUCAUUAUUAUGAUGUUUUUUCAAAGCACAGCCACUGCUAUUUCUGCGACUAUUUUGUGAGACCAGAUGGCUUAUGGAUUAGGAAUUUCGAGAAGAAAACAAAUGGAAAUGCAUUGGUAGAGAAAAAGCUUCCUUGGAAGUCUGACUGGUUGUCAUAG
Messenger RNA from Tripterygium wilfordii, 375 nucleotides. Its product is annotated as S-protein homolog 2-like. Lineage: Eukaryota; Viridiplantae; Streptophyta; Magnoliopsida; Celastrales; Celastraceae. The coding region runs from base 1 to 375 and encodes 124 amino acids. The record is from RefSeq and is a predicted model, not a curated record. The transcript is spliced from 2 exons.